AUGAAUCCCUUCUUCUGGCUGUUUGCACUGCUUUCCCUCCUCCCUCUGGUUUUGGCCACAAGGAGUCGGGGGAUCGUUAUCCGCCUGCAGCAGCCGGAUGGACGAGUGCUGCACAGGUCCAAGCGUGACUGGAUGUGGAGGCAGUUCUUCCUGUCGGAGGAAUACACAGGAAGUAACUAUCAGUACGUGGGAAAGCUUCGCUCGGAUAAGGAUAGAGGAGACGGCACAGCGCGCUACGUCCUCUCCGGAGAAGGAGCGGGCACCAUUUUCCGUAUUGAUGAAAAGUCAGGUGAUCUACAUGCCACUCAAAGACUCGACAGAGAAGAAAAAUCAUCCUACACCCUACAAGCACAGGCUUUCAACAAAUACACUGGCCUCCCUCUGGAACCGGCCACCGAGUUCAUCGUCAAGAUUCAUGACAUCAACGACAACGAGCCCAAGUUCACGCAGGCUGUCUACAGUGCCAGCGUCCCCGAGAUGUCUGACGUCGGUACUUUUGUGAUAGAAGUCAACGCCACAGAUGCAGACGACGCCUCGUACGGGAACAGCGCUAAGCUCGUCUACAGCAUACUACAAGGGCAGCCGUACUUCUCAGUGGAACCAGAGACAGGAAUUGUGAGAAUAGCCCUGUCCAACAUGGACCGGGAGGUACGGAAAGACUACCAGGUGGUUAUUCAGGCCAAAGACAUGGCAGGACAGAUGGGGGGUCUGUCUGGAACCACUGUGGUCAAUGUGACCCUUACAGACGUUAAUGACAGCCCGCCGCGCUUUGCCUACAGCUCCUAUCAUUUGAGCACUUAUGAGUCGGCGGAAAUUGGCUCCACAGUGGGUCGAAUUAAAGCCAAUGACGGGGAUGAGGGAGAGUAUGCUGAGAUGAAGUACAGGAUCAUCGAAGGAGAUGGGAAGGACUCACUCGACAUCAUUACUGAUGAGAUAACUCAAGAAGGAAUAAUCAUUGUCAAAAAGAAACUGGAUUAUGAGAGCAGGCGUGUGUAUACCAUCAAAGUGGAAGUGAGUAACACACACACUGACCCCGGGUUCCUCCAUCUGGGUCCGUUCUCUGACACGGCUGUCGUUAAAGUGUCGGCAAAGGACGUGGACGAGCCACCGGUGUUCAGCCGGCCACAUUUCAUUAUCGAGGUCAACGAGGACACGCCAAAGGGAAGCAUCAUCGGGACGGUUACAGCCUGGGAUCCUGACGCAAGCGACUACCCUGUUCAGUUCGCAAUAGACGAGCACACUGAUCCUGACAGACUCUUCCACAUCGACCCUAGAAAUGGCUCUAUUACAACCCUGAAGUCUCUCGACAGAGAGGUGUCCAAGUGGCACAACAUCUCCGUGCUCGCCAGCGAAAUAAGUAAGACCACUCUCGGGAAAAGAGAGAACAUUUACAUCGUGAGCAGUUGUUUUUUUUUCCCUCACAAUCUAGACUCUGUUGCCAUCUUUUCAGAUAAUCCUCGUCAGAGAAGCCGUGUUCCCGUCUUGAUCAAGGUGCUGGAUGUGAACGAUAAUGCACCCGAGUUCGCCAUGUUUUAUGAGACAUUCGUGUGUGAAAAUGUCAGAGCUGGGCAGUUAAUCCAAACUAUCAGUGCCAUUGACACGGACGAGCCUCUUGUCGGACACAAGUUCGUCUUCACUUUAAGCUCCAGGAAUCCAAACUUUACCAUCUUUGACAACGAAGAUAACACGGCGAGGAUCCUGACCAAGCGGAGCGGCUUUAACCGGCAGGAGAUGAGCACGUACUACCUGCCUGUGGUGAUCUCGGACAGCGAUUAUCCAAUCCAGAGCAGCACGAGUACGCUGACCGUACGUGUGUGCAGCUGCGACAGCACGGGGAACCUGCGCUCGUGCAGCGUGGACGCUCUGCUGCUCUCAGCACGGCUCAGCACCGCCGCCCUGGUGGCCAUUCUGCUGUGCAUCGUCAUUUUGCUCAUGAUCGUGGUGCUGUUCUCGGCCCUGAGGAAGCAGCGACGCAAAGAACCUCUGAUCAUCUCCAAAGAGGACGUCAGGGACAACGUGGUGAGCUACAACGAUGAGGGCGGAGGCGAAGAGGACACGCAGGCCUUCGACAUUGGAGCGUUGCGCCACCCGGAGGCAAUGGAGGAAACCAACCAACUGAGGCGUGACAUCAUCCCGGACGUCCUGUUCCCGUACCGCACGUACUCUCCCGCCAACGAGUGUAGCAACCUCAGAGACUUCCUCAUCAGCAGGCUGAAGGAGACGGACACCGACCCCUCUGCUCCUCCUUACGAUUCCCUCGCGACGUACGCUUAUGAGGGCAACGGCUCCAUCGCCGAGUCUCUGAGCUCGCUGGAGUCAUCGGUGAAUGAAGGAGAUCACGAGUACGACUUCCUCGGCACCUGGGGGCCGGAGUUUAAAAAGCUCGCCGAUAUGUACAUGCCAAAAGAGACGGCGUCGGCGAGCUAAAGGAUUCCACUCAGAUCGGCGUAUGUUUAUCGUGGACUACAAGUUAACUCUCGCUCCAGAUGGAUUUUCUACUGA
Molecule: messenger RNA, 2502 nt
Organism: Neoarius graeffei (lesser salmon catfish)
Lineage: Eukaryota; Metazoa; Chordata; Actinopteri; Siluriformes; Ariidae
Gene: cdh10a
Product: cadherin 10, type 2a (T2-cadherin)
Exons: 10
Coding region: 1-2427 (808 amino acids)
Biological process (GO): cell-cell junction assembly; cell morphogenesis; adherens junction organization
Cellular component (GO): catenin complex; plasma membrane; adherens junction
Molecular function (GO): cadherin binding; calcium ion binding
Source: RefSeq, a predicted model, not a curated record